AUGAGUGCAGAGGGCAAGGACGGCCAAGUGGCGGACGGCGACGCCGCCUCGGACGCAGACUCGCUCGACCUCGUCCGUCCACCCUCACCAGUCAACCAACCUGGCACUGGCGUCUUUUCAGUCCUCUGGGGACGACCAUACAGCAACCAGCUCUGGACGUAUCGCUUCCCCGUCGACCAGGACGAGGUUACUCGGCUCGACAGGGUCCACCAGGCCAUUCGCUCUGCGGGUCUGACGUUUGGUCCGGUGGACGUACUCUUGGAUAACCCCCAGCGCUGGCCUCGCCUCCUGGAUGUUGGAUGUGGCUCGGGAAUGUGGCUUACCGAGGUGGCGGUACAGUUUCCACGCGUCGACUGCGUGGGGAUUGACUUUCUCGAGCAGCAGCACGUCAAUGCGCCGCGUAACGUCACAUUCAUGCAAGUCAAUGUGCCCCGCGGAAUGGGCGUGCUGGCUGCCGGGUCGUUUGACGUCGUCCACAUCCGCCAGAUGAUUUAUGCGAUACCCGACUAUGCUGGCAUGCUGGCGCAGGCGUACCGCGUUCUCCGUCCUGGCGGUAUCCUGCUCAUCCACGAACCCAACCUCCUGUGCUACUCGGCAUGGCAAGAAUACACGCCCGAACAGCUCGGCCCCGCGCUCGUCCAGUGGUCGCUUGCGUUCCGCCACGGCCUCAGUCAACGAGGCGUCGACAUGAACGUGUUUAACCGCAUGGAGCAGCUCGCCGCCGCCGCCGGAUUCACCAUGACCCACCCCCCGCACUUCCACUACCACCCUCUGGCCCCGGGCAACGACAACAGCGAGGCUCAGAACGAGACCGAGUGUACGCGCGCUCUUGUCGCCGCCUCGAGAAUCACCAUUGUCGAGGGCGGCGAGUACACCCAUGACACGUUCAGCGUGCUGGAGGGUGAGGUCCAUGCCGAGCUGGACGGACACGGCGCGGGCGGCGCACGCGCCAGAGGCCUGUACUCGCCAUGGGGAUUCUGGUGGGUCCGCAAGGAGUAG
Molecule: messenger RNA, 999 nt
Organism: Apiotrichum porosum
Lineage: Eukaryota; Fungi; Basidiomycota; Tremellomycetes; Trichosporonales; Trichosporonaceae
Exons: 10
Coding region: 1-999 (332 amino acids)
Molecular function (GO): methyltransferase activity
Source: RefSeq, a predicted model, not a curated record